Symbiodinium natans is the source of this 786-nucleotide messenger RNA. Lineage: Eukaryota; Dinophyceae; Suessiales; Symbiodiniaceae. The record is from the annotation of a GenBank genome assembly.
AUGCUGAAGGCGGUCCUGCUACUCAGCACCUUCCUUGCUGUAGGGGGCGAGCAGUGCGAGAGCGAUGAGAGCCAGCUCCUACAGCACUCGACUGCGAAGGACGAGGAGAUCCCUGGUAGUAGAGUUACUGGACAACUAAGGAUCUCCUGGGAAGAUUUCGCGCAAGCUGUCCAGCAGCGCGGCGACCACGAGAGCUCCAUGCCGAUCUUCAUGGCCAAGAUGGGCUUGGACACGGCGCUGACCAUGCUGACGCAGCAGGUGCGGGGCAUAGACAAGGAGGCGACGAGGAUGGACACGCAGCUCGAUGGCAUGGUGAAGAAGGCCCACAAGAGCCAGGAUGCGGCCCUGCAGCGUGCCCUCGCCCCUCUCAAGCACCUCUUCGCCUCGAUCUCCUACAACCUGAAGAAGGGCGGCGCCCAGACGAAGUCCGUGCUGAAGAUGGCCGGCCUGCAAGAAGCGAGCAAGGCCUACGAGGCGUCCGUAGUGCAGGCCGAGCAGGUCCUGAAGUCCCUCCAGGAGGCCUGCACUUCGGGAUCCGGGGAGGCCCUUGACCAAUGCUCCACAGAGAGCGCGGCGUUCAAGGAUGCGUACCCGAAGAUCAUGGAGGAGUUCCUCAAGGCCCUGGGCGACGACCUCCUAGACAGCGUUGGGGACAAGUCCGCCCUUCAGAAGUACAUCGACGCGAAAGUGCCUAAGGUGCUGGAGAUCGUCGAGAGCAUGAGCACAAAGGUGCACGAUGUUCUGGCGGACCUGAUGGCUGACUUGGCCAAGCUGGGGACGCCCUAA